CACGUUCAACGAAUUCUGAAGCGCGAAGAGUUUAAGGCAGAGAAGAGGACGGACGGCUAACGGAAAUUCUGAAGUGUAACAAAACAGUACUUUCAAAAUGCUGUUUUUGUAACUUUCCGUUAUCGCUAAGUUAGUUCAUUAGUCCGUCUCGACCGGUUUCGCGUCGUUUUAGCUCAGCAGCGACGGGAAUCAUGACUCGUGCUGAGAAAAAUAGCGUACGUGAGCGUCCGUUCGCACCAGCUGCUCCUGAGGUGUUCCUUGGUUAGCGUUCAAAUGCUUUUAUUGACUUUUAAAAGACGUGGCGUCACGUUCAGUUUUAUCUGUCUAAUCUAGUUCUAAACGUCUCUGUAUGUGAUAUUUGCUGGCUGGAGGCGAUCGUAUUUUGCAUGACAGCUCUUUAAGUCUAGAUAUGGCCUCCCAGAAUGUGGUUUUUGCCAUCGAUGUGGAUUAUCGACCAGAGGAGACCAACAGCACGACUCAUCAAAACCACCUCAAACAGUGGAUACUAAGAGUCCUGCUCAGUUUGGGCCACAAACAUGGGCUGGAAAAAGUCCGAUGGGGUUAUAAAUUCUUCCAGUCAAGGACCGUGAAAAGCGCAGCCCUUUUAACAAGAGGAUCUGAUUUCAAGGAGCUCCAGGAGAAGGUGUUCAGUGACUUCGAAGAGGAGCUGCUGGGCAAAUUCAGUGUGGAAGGAAAGUCGCCCAAAAGUCGGGAAAAAUCCAACAAACUGAAACCAAGCCCGGCUAGUUGUGUCCAGAACGCCUUGAAAGAGAUCCUUCUAGACUUCCAGUGGGACAGACCUGACCUAACAUCUCCCACCAAGGUCACACUGAGACCAAGGAGGUCGAGUAGAAGUGGCAGAAAUGUCCCUCUGGAGAACUAUGAUGUGUUAAGUGUUGACCGAAAUGUCCUUUUUGUUGUGUCUGAGUGUCCACGAUCCAAAGCAGAGUUGGAAGACUACUUGUCCAUCCGUAGGGAUGGCGGUAGACUCCACAGAGACAUACAUGAGCAGGUGCUGCCCAAAGGUCUGAUAGAUAUGCUUACGCAACGCAAAGUGGUGCUCCAUUGGGCUGAUUCUGGUUUAUUGAAGGCUAAUUGUGUGGUAGAGGACUACACUGGCAUGGAGACAUUGACAGAGCUUCUUGGGCAGGUUGGUGGACGGGUAGUGCCCAUGCUGUCUCCUUGUUUGCCGUUGAUGGACCAGCAAUCUGAGACGAGCCUGUCACUGGAUUUGGGAAUAAAUGCCUUUCCUAUUGAAUCAACCAAUAGCUACCUUGAGUUGUCAGAAAGAAUGCACAGACAAGUCUUUCCUCCUUUGAGUGGAUGUCUUUCCUGGAUUGCAGAUGGCAACAUGCAGUCCUGUAGUGUGACUCUGGAGCCGGUAUCAUGCAGGCAGAGGUUUCUGCAAGCUCCUGUGAAUGUCACACUCAGCGGUGUCCUGCAGGACCUGGACAUCAUCUCCCUGUCACGUUCAGCCUCUGAGAGCUGGAUAAUUCGGUGCACAGAUGCUGAACUGGGUCAGGAGAUUUUUCAGCACUUAAAGCAGUUGUCUACUGGAGGAUCUGCCAUGCUAGCAGAUGUGAGUGAAGGAGGUGUGGUGUGUUCGGCGGUGCUGUUGGUGCUCUCUUCCUGUACGGCUCAACUCACUGUCCUUCAGCCUCUGGUUGCUCAGGAAGACCAGCUUCUGCCCGCACAUGUUGUUCCCUCGGAUAGCACGGACCUCUCCAGUGACCUGCCUGAUGUUGUCAGCAGUGUUCUCAAUGUCAUGUAUAACAUCAUGGAGGAUGAGGAUUGCUCAGAUCAAGUAAAGUUGCCAUUUGUUCCUGAUUGGGCCAAACAAGAGCUCAAGCAGGAGUCUUGUUUAAGGAGAAAUGGGCUGUUAGAGGGAUGGUUUCCUUUGUCUGACCAAUCAGGAAUCAGCUGCCAUUUAAUGGAAUCAAUGAGGCUCCUGAAUGCAGCUCCAGAGGAAGAGGAGAGGGAAGAGGAGUACUCAGAUACUCAGCAGGAGAUCACCAGCAGUCUCUCAGAGCUCUAUCAGAGCAGCACAGCUGGAUCCAGUGGCACCCUGAGAUCCAAAAAACGAGGUACACAAUGCACACCAGUAAGGCAGAAGAUGAAGACAAUGAGUCGCUCUCUACAGAUGCUGAAUUUUGCUCGCUUGAAUGUGAAAGCUCAGAAGACUCAGGGUGAUAGUGGUUCUGCUGGAUCUGCCAAAGGUGCUGAAAAAUGUGGCAAGAAAUGCUCUGGUGAUCGGAACAAGCCUGGCCUCUUCCAUUGCAACAGUGAGGAAGAGCUGCUCUCUCACCUGGGACUUGCUUAUCAAAAAGCUGUGGAGAAUAGAUCUGUGUCUGUUCCCUCUCAAGUGCAGGAUAUGCUUUCAGUUGUUAAGGCAUUUAUUAAAACUAACACUGGUGUGAAGGCUUCGCUCUUGGGCUUGGUGCAGAACCAUCUGUUGAAAUCUUGUCAGGCUAUUCGUCAGCUUUAUGGAAAUUCUUCAGAUGAAGAGAGUAAAAUCCGGGAAUGCCAGCUGCAAGCAGUUCUCAGACUUGAAUUGUGCAAACAAUCAGAACAAGAAGAAGACGAGGAGGUUGUGGAACAACGAGUAGAGGAUGUGGCUGAUAUGCUCCGGAUUAUCUCCCGGAGUAAAGAUGCAGUUUACUUAUCCAAAUUCAUGCAGGAUGAAGUGCUGCCAGUGUACCUGAACAGCAUCGCUAAAGUCCUGGCAGAUGUCUACCACAGUUUAGGAACUCAGUUGCCUGAGGCUCUUCUUGCUGUCCUGCCCUCUGAUUUCUUCAGUGAUGAGUCUAUGGCUAAGGACAGUGUGUCUGUAGGUCCUUCGCCUUUCUCAGCCACACAAAGCAAUGUGUCCAGUGUUGGAGAUCAUCUGGAGGAACUCCGCAAUCGCUCUGCUAAAAAGAGGAGACAGAACAUGCUCACACGCCAUAAAAGCAUGACUGAGGCUCCUCAGGCUCUGCGACAGAUAGAAAUGCCAAGAAAAUCCACACGGCUGGCAAAGCCGAAACCUUGUGUCCCAGUAGACAAACCUCCUGUAGAAGAACCACCACAACCUCCAAAGCAAGCAGUUCAAGAGGUAACAAAGGUAAGGAGAAACCUUUUCAACCAAGUUGCUGUAUCACCAUCAAAGAAGUCCAAAAUGCCACGGAGCCAGUCUGUGUCGGCAGUAGAGGGACUUAAGAAACGCAAGCGUUCACAUAUGGACGAUGAUGAACGACACACUCUUCUGACAAAGAAAGUAUCUGAAACACCUCUGCAUAAACAGGUGUCCAAUCGUUUACUUUACCGGCAAAGGACUGGCAGAAGAUCUGGAGAAUCUGAUGUGUGCAUUAUUGAGGAGUCUCCUGUCAAACCAAAUGCUGACUUGAGGAGAAGCCCAAGAAUUAAAAGCCUUACCAGGAGACAUUCCAGUGUAUUUUAUUCAAGCUCACAGCCACGUUCCCGAAACUUGGACCGUGCCAUCUCCUCCUCUCAACUCUGCCACUCUGAGGGUAAAGGAGGAUUAAAUGUUAGUUCUGUUAGGUCGCCAGUUCGACUUCUUUUUGGUGCUACCCAGUCCCCUGGUCGUCUACGGCACACUACAGCAUUCCCCUCAGAAGAUCAAGGCAGCAAAGAGUUAUCACUUAGGUCUGCAGUUUUUGAGAGUCAAAAUAGAACUCCACAGAAGUUAAAAUAUGAUCCAGUAGGAUCUGGGUGCAGAACCCCUCAGUCCCCAAGAACUCCAAACCGGACAGUUGGAGAGAAUGGGAUGACCCUGCGAGGGAGCCCUUUUCGUUCACCUGCUGCGAAGAGUCUAGUGGUAGAGACGCCCAAGAAAAGCCCACUUAAGGGGAUACUCAAGACCCCAAUGAAAAAUCUUUUGGAUUGUGUUUCUCCUAAUGGUGCUUGGCUGAGGAGCCCAAAUGUUAGAACGCCAAAGAAGAGUGUGACAUGGUCUCCAUCUCCACGGAAACGCCUGACAGAAAACCCAAUCAAUGUGCCAGAGUCUCCGUUGUUUACAAAAAGAUGCUCACCAAGACUGCUUACACCUGGCAAGAAUAGCAGCCCAGAGGAAAGAAAUGUUUUCAAAACACCUGACAAGGUGCCCCAAAGAAAAUCUCCUGGAACAAUGCCUAGGACACUUGAAGUCCUUGGAAAUGUUGAUCUGGAAACAUCUCAAUCCAUAACGAGAUCAGGAAAAAUGAGAAGAACACUGAGCUUACCUUGCAAGAUUACUGAAAAGUCUGGAGAAUUUGCUUCUGUUGAUUCACAAGAAUCUGAUUCCGGGGCAUUUCCCCUCUGUGCUUCACUAAUAAAACAAAAUAUACAAACUCCUGUAAAAACCCCCAAUUUAACACACAGGAUGUGCACACGCUCUGGUAGAACACCUGUAAAGGAGUCCUUGUCUCCUAACAAAUCUCGAGACGUUGCAGGAUCAAGCCCUUCACCUCGUAAAGGUCUGUCUACAGCAAAAUUAAGUGCAUCACCAUCCUCUGGUCCUGCUAGAUCACACGUCCACCAUCAAAGUAGUUCAUCCGCUACUAAUAUGGGAGAAUUCCCACAGGAUAAUAAAACAAUUGGGCAAAGUGAGAUCAACCAUGGAAAAGCAGACGAGGCGUCAUCUUCAGACUCACAGCAGUUUGAUUGCUCUGAAUUCAGCGUUACCACAGAUGAUGAAAGCAUUGAUAUAUCUGAGGCCUCAGUGGUGAAGACCCAACUCUCAGGGGGCAUUAAGAUGAACAUCACUUUCUCAAGGAAACCCUCCAGAUCCUCAGAGGUUUUUGAAUUUAAUGGAAAACAAGCCACACCCUCCACUACCACGCCGAGCCGAAGCUACGGCUUCCGUCAAACUGCGGAUCGACGCCAGCGAGAAGCAGAAGCACGUCUUGGACACGCCUCAGGAACACCAAAGAUCUCCACCCCAAAAUCAAGGAGGACACCUGUAUGUGGAAAGAAGUCAAUUUCUCAACCACUUACAUAUGAAGUGGAGUUAGAGAUGCAGGAGUCAGGCCUGCCUAAGCUGAAGUUGAGAAGGACCGAUUCUCUCAAUGCAGGGGAAGCACCUGGUAGUGCCACCAAGGGUGUGGCCUCACAUCUUGUUCACCGUAACAUGUCAAAUGUGAAGGCACCACAAGUCGACAGCCCUCUCGCACAAUGUUCUAGACAUCCUGGAUGCAUAUCACCAUCACUCUGCAGUCGAGGAACACCUGCUAAAGUUACGCCUGGGAAGGGUGUACAGACAUACAUUUGUCAGUCGAUCACUCCCACACAUUAUCCGCCAAGUAGCCAAUCCCCAUUAGCAUCCCCACUGACUCCGUCUCCUCAAAGCAGAGGAUGGUCCACCCCGGAGAACCUCAAUUGUUGGCCUCGUAAGAAAAGAGCUCGGAUCGAGGCUUGCGGCAACAAAGAGCAGGUCAUCAAAGGGGUCCCGCUGCUGGAAAAGCCUGGGGCGUUGGAGGACCCGGAACUUGAAGGUGUUUUUCGUAUUCAAGGGGUGGAAGAACUCAAGGAGUCGCUGAGCACCCCAGUCAGUCAAAGAAAGCUGGGAUUGAGAUCAAGCCAAGCUCUGGACCAUCAGUGCUCACCGGAAGGCAUGGAUUGGUCUGAGACCGUGGUUCAAGACUGUGAUGCUAAAGACCCUACGAAGUCUGAGCAUUUCGCGUGGAUGGGCAGAAAAGUGGACACCCCUAAAGUAAAGAAGCCAGUGUCGGCCAGUGGAAUCUUCGCACUCACCCAGUCACCUCUGUUGUACAAGAAAUCAACUGUGAUCAAAGAAGCAACGCAACCUAAUGCAGGAUCAAAUUCUGAGCUGGAUAUCUCUCCUCUUUGCCAGCCGAGAGGACGAAGGACAGCUAGUAGGCCGUACAGCCGAAAGAAACUUCUAGACUAAGUCCGUCAAAAGUACUUUUGAUUGCCUCGUCUUGCACUGUUGUUUUAAGAAAAACUAAAGCUUUUUAUAACUGUUUUAUUGUCUGUUUUAGCUUUAUUCUCAUUUUCUUGUAUAAUAAUGCAUUACCAAAUAUUGUAUAUUUUGUAUUAUAGAAAUGCUAUACUGUAUGUCAUUUGGCAUCAGCUAAUUACAGCAUAGCAACUGUAACUGGUCUGAACAUUUAUUGUAAAAAUAAGGUGGAAACAUUUAAUCUUUUACUUUUAUCAGUCUUAUGAAAUCAAGCUUUAAUUGUUCGUUUGUUAGUGAUUUAUUUAUUUGUGCUGCUGAUUCUGAGAUUUUUUUUUUUUUUUUUAUUGAAACGUUUCUUAACAGUUUGGCAGCUCGCUCAUGACAUCUUUGUCAAUGUGAAAUAAAUGUAAAUGUAAACAGAUUAUUUUAAUAAAGACUGUUCUUAAACUUUG
Molecule: messenger RNA, 6345 nt
Organism: Puntigrus tetrazona (Sumatra barb)
Lineage: Eukaryota; Metazoa; Chordata; Actinopteri; Cypriniformes; Cyprinidae
Gene: ticrr
Product: TopBP1-interacting, checkpoint, and replication regulator
Exons: 22
Coding region: 410-5884 (1824 amino acids)
Biological process (GO): regulation of DNA-templated DNA replication initiation; mitotic G2 DNA damage checkpoint signaling; response to ionizing radiation
Cellular component (GO): nucleus
Molecular function (GO): chromatin binding
Source: RefSeq, a predicted model, not a curated record